GAAUUAUCAUCAGACGCGUCUCAAGAAUCGUCUAUUCACACCGCGUUAUAUUAUAAUUAAAUAAACAAUGAAGUUUAUAAUAUUUAUUACAGCAGUGAUCUUUUUUGUCUCCGUAAAUGCAAGACGCACUCAUAAUUAUGAUUAUAAAUUCGAAAAUGCAGACAACACUCCUGCACCCCAAUAUAAAAUAGAGGAUGCGCCAAGAUUAUUUCAUGAAUUUAUCCAAGCAUACGGAAGGAAGUAUAAAACUCAAGAGGAAUAUGACUAUCGCUAUCAAAACUUCGUUAACAGUUUAAUUGAAAUCAACAAACUAAACUCGGAAAAAUCUUCUGCUACGUUUGGUAUUAACAUGUUUGCGGAUUUGGCCUUUGGCGAAGAUCCAACAGUGGCCUUUAGUUUGAAUAACGGGAAUUAAUCGAGUGUCGACUUACCCGAGAUUUCAAAGCAGUAAAAAUAAUAAAGGACAUUUUCAUCAAUAGGAAAAUUCACCAUUGUAUAAACAUCAUAAUGAGUAUUUAUGCUUUUAUAAAAGAAAUAAAAUUAAGUAGGUAUUAAUGUCACCUAUUAAUGUAACCCAUUCAUUGCACUACAGAUAUGACAAAAUAUUUUUUAGGAAAGUAGGUAA
Molecule: messenger RNA, 625 nt
Organism: Achroia grisella
Lineage: Eukaryota; Metazoa; Arthropoda; Insecta; Lepidoptera; Pyralidae
Gene: bcpi
Product: counting factor associated protein D-like
Exons: 2
Coding region: 68-415 (115 amino acids)
Source: RefSeq, a predicted model, not a curated record